AUGGACGUGCUGGAGCAGGCGAAACACGCAGUGGGCCUUGGGGCAGGCGCAGAAGAUCCUACGGCCAGCCACAUUCUGAGCUUCCCGGUGCAUACCCAGGACGAUGCGGUGUGCGCCCAAGCUUGUUGCCCGAUGAUUGACCGCCAAGUGCUUCCGAUUCCUUACCCGAGUUUCCUGAGUACUGCGGUGGUCGGCAGGUCUGAGUGGGAGCAGCUUGUGGGCGCUAUUGCAGAUGGCAUCAAUACUGCAUGGAGUGUUUUUCGAUGUUCGAGCCUCAUGUCAGCGUAUGGUGUGAUCUGGCUGAUUGGCCGGUUAAUCUGCAUCAUGGGCCCAGUCAAGAAGAAGGUGCAGGAGUUCAAAGACAAGUACGAGGAGCAAUUGGCCUGGCAAAUCAGAUUAGAUUGGCAAAUGCGCCGAUUUCUGUUCCACCCAGCAGUCGUAGACGAGAGCAGCUUCAACCCUCCCAUCGUGAAAGAAGACGAGAUCGCCCCGGAUCUUGAAGCCCAGAAGGACGCUGAGCCAGCCCCCAUUCUGGUAGUUGGAGUGAUCAGCAAACCUGACCAGAUCGCUAUGGACAGCCAUACGAACACCCCGGCCCCGGAGAAGCAGGACGAGGUCGAAGCAGACGACACCAACGAAGCGAAUCAAACGAACGAAGGCAAUGCGACCAAUGAGUACAGCAACGUCUCUGAAGUCAUCACCCGCAUUUGA
Messenger RNA from Symbiodinium necroappetens, 711 nucleotides. The record is from the annotation of a GenBank genome assembly. NCBI's taxonomy places the organism in Eukaryota, Dinophyceae, Suessiales, Symbiodiniaceae.